Messenger RNA from Dalotia coriaria, 1829 nucleotides. Its product is annotated as L-sorbose 1-dehydrogenase-like. NCBI's taxonomy places the organism in Eukaryota, Metazoa, Arthropoda, Insecta, Coleoptera, Staphylinidae. The coding region runs from base 50 to 1765 and encodes 571 amino acids. The record is from RefSeq and is a predicted model, not a curated record. The transcript is spliced from 2 exons. Gene Ontology annotation, molecular function: oxidoreductase activity, acting on CH-OH group of donors; flavin adenine dinucleotide binding.
UAGCACAAUCCACCAAACAACACAGUCAGCAAGACUGAAAAAAAGCAAGAUGGAGCUUUGCACGACCGUAACCUUCCUAGUAUGGCUCAACUACUUCAUGAACAACGAGUGUUCAAUCUACGACAUUAACAACUACCAAACCGCUUGCAAUCUCAACCAACAGAGUCAAUAUGACUUCAUCAUUGUAGGAGCUGGCUCGGCUGGUAUCACUCUUGCUGCGCGUCUCUCUGAAAACCCCAACUGGAAAAUUCUGCUUAUUGAAGCUGGUACCUAUCCCAGUCAACUAUCAGAGGCCCCAGCAUUCUUCCUAAGUCUCCAACAAACCGAAGAAGACUGGCAAUUCAAAACCCAACCCGGAAACCACUGCAAGGGAUACAAAGAUGGCCAGUGCAAUUGGCCCCAAGGUAAGGUCCUCGGUGGUGGAUCAACCAUCAACGCCAUGUUGGCCGUUAAGGGACAACCCGUCGACUACAACAACUGGGCUAGUCAAGGUAACCCAGGAUGGGACUGGAACUCCAUGCAACAAUACUUUGCAAAGACCGAAGCCAAUAUGAAGACCACCAUGUACGCCGCUGAGAUGCCAGGUGCACAGGUGGUUGCAGAAGGUGCAAUGUCCAUGGGCUUCCCUUACAAUACCCCUGACAUGAAGAUUGGUUAUGGCUAUGUCAAUACCACCAUCUAUGAAAACAGACGCUUCAACGUCGCCAAGGGAUACUUGGUUCCAAAUAACCAACGUAGUAACCUAUGUGUGAUGACCAGCACAACUGUCACCAAAAUCCUCUUCGACAACAAUAUUUUAUUACCCAAGGCUACAGGUGUCCGUCUUUCCAACGGAGUUGAAAUCAAAGCAACCAAAGAAGUCAUUGUUUCCGCUGGUGCCAUCAACUCUCCAAAACUCCUCAUGCUUUCCGGUAUUGGCCCACGUGCUCACCUCAUGGGUAAAGGCAUCAAGGUAGUCAGGAACCUCCCAGGUGUUGGUCAGAACCUUCAGGAUCACAUGAUGUUCCCCGCUUUCUUAGUAAACUUCCAGUUCCCAAUCCUGGUCAAUUUCACCGACUUCGUAUAUGCUUACUGUGAUGAACCUCAAGCCCCAGUUGGUCAGAUAGAUAUUGGUAACCUCGUUGGAUGGAUCAACACCAAGAACAACUCCAUCUACCCGAAUAUUCAAUUCAUGCAUAUGAGUAUGCUAACCGAGGAUGUCUUACUCCUUCCAUCUUAUAUCGAAAAGAUUGGAUUCAAUGAUGUGUCAGGUGCUAGUCUUACCGCCAUCAAUGAAUUGUACACAAUGAUGACCUUCCUGCCAAUUCUCUUGAAUCCCAAAUCACGUGGAUCCAUUCGUUUGGCCAGCAGCAACCCAGCUGACAAACCACUUAUCUACCCUGGAUAUCUGACACACCCGGAUGAUGAGGAGGUCAUGUUGGCAGCCAUUAACUUCCUUAAAACAUUCAUCACCUAUUCAACAACAUUCCCAGUCGAGAUUAUUGACUUCGACAUUCCAAAUUGUUCUUCCCUGACGUUCAACACCGAUGAUUACUGGCGUUGCAGUUUGCAUAACUUUGCAACCACCUUGUACCAUCCAUCCGGUACCAAUAAGAUGGGUAAUGACUUAUGGUCAGUCGUCAACUACAAGUUGAAGGUCCAUGGUGUCAGGAAACUACGUGUUGUUGAUGCUAGUAUUAUGCCUACAAUUGUUUCUGGUAACACCAACAUCCCAACGAUUACCAUUGCUGAGAAAGCUGCUGAUAUGAUCAAGGCUGACUACUAAACCAAUCUUCAAUGUUUUCUUAUUAUUUUUGAACAGAUCAAUAAAAACUUGCAUUCCGUAAAAA